AGUGGAGGCUUGGCGUCUCGUGGCCGCGGCGCCGUUGCUACCUCUCGGAAGCUCCCCUCGGCCGCUUGCCGAGACACCCGGCCGCCAAGAUGCCUCGAAUUAUGAUUAAAGGGGGCGUGUGGAGGAAUACCGAGGAUGAAAUUCUUAAAGCAGCGGUAAUGAAAUAUGGGAAAAACCAGUGGUCUAGGAUUGCCUCACUGCUGCAUAGAAAAUCAGCAAAGCAAUGCAAAGCCAGAUGGUAUGAGUGGCUCGAUCCAAGCAUUAAGAAAACAGAAUGGUCCAGAGAAGAAGAGGAAAAACUCUUACACUUGGCCAAGUUGAUGCCAACUCAGUGGAGAACCAUCGCUCCAAUCAUUGGAAGAACAGCUGCCCAGUGCUUGGAACACUAUGAAUUUCUUCUGGAUAAAGCGGCCCAAAGAGACAACGAAGAGGAAACAACAGAUGACCCACGAAAACUUAAACCUGGAGAAAUAGAUCCAAAUCCAGAAACAAAACCAGCACGGCCUGAUCCAAUUGAUAUGGACGAGGAUGAACUUGAGAUGCUUUCUGAAGCUAGAGCCCGCCUGGCUAAUACUCAGGGAAAGAAGGCCAAGAGGAAAGCAAGAGAGAAACAGUUGGAAGAAGCAAGACGUCUUGCUGCCCUCCAAAAGAGAAGAGAACUUCGAGCAGCUGGCAUAGAAAUUCAGAAGAAGAGAAAAAAGAAGAGAGGAGUUGAUUAUAAUGCUGAAAUCCCAUUUGAAAAAAAGCCUGCUCUUGGUUUCUAUGAUACUUCAGAGGAAAACUACCAGGCUCUUGAUGCAGAUUUCAGGAAGUUAAGACAACAGGAUCUUGAUGGCGAGCUAAGAUCUGAAAAAGAAGGAAGAGAUAGAAAAAAAGAUAAGCAGCAUUUGAAAAGGAAAAAAGAAUCUGAUUUACCAUCAGCUAUUCUUCAAACAAGUGGUGUUUCUGAAUUUACUAAAAAGAGAAGCAAACUAGUACUUCCUGCCCCUCAGAUUUCAGAUGCAGAACUCCAGGAAGUUGUGAAAGUAGGCCAAGCAAGUGAAAUUGCACGUCAAACAGCUGAGGAAUCUGGCAUAACAAACUCGGCUUCCAGUACUCUUUUGUCUGAGUACAAUGUCACCAACAACAGCAUCGCUCUUAGAACGCCACGAACACCAGCUUCUCAGGACAGAAUUCUGCAGGAAGCCCAGAACCUCAUGGCCCUGACCAAUGUGGACACCCCAUUAAAAGGUGGACUUAACACACCUUUGCACGAGAGUGACUUCUCAGGUGUGACUCCGCAGCGGCAGGUUGUACAGACUCCAAACACAGUUCUUUCAACCCCAUUCAGGACUCCCUCUCAUGGAUCGGAAGGGCUGACUCCCCGGAGUGGGACAACUCCCAAACCAGUUGUUAACUCCACCCCGGGUAGAACUCCUCUUCGAGACAAGUUAAACAUUAAUCCCGAGGAUGGAAUGGCAGACUACAGUGAUCCCUCUUAUGUGAAGCAGAUGGAAAGAGAGUCUCGUGAACACCUCCGUUUAGGGUUGAUGGGUCUUCCUGCCCCCAAGAAUGACUUUGAAAUUGUUCUACCAGAAAAUGCUGAGAAGGAGCUUGAAGACCGUGAAAUAGAUGAUACAUACAUUGAAGAUGCUGCUGACGUGGAUGCACGGAAGCAGGCCAUACGAGAUGCAGAGCGUGUGAAGGAAAUGAAGCGAAUGCAUAAAGCUGUCCAGAAAGAUCUUCCAAGACCAUCAGAAGUAAAUGAAACUAUUCUAAGACCCUUAAAUGUAGAACCGCCGUUAACGGAUUUACAGAAAAGUGAAGAACUAAUCAAAAAAGAAAUGAUCACAAUGCUUCAUUAUGACCUUCUACAUCACCCUUAUGAACCAUCUGCAAAUAAAAAAGGAAAAACUGUAGGAUUUGCUACCAAUAAUUCAGAGCACAUUGCCUAUCUGGAACAUAACCCUUAUGAAAAGUUUGCUAAAGAAGAGUUGAAAAAGGCCCAAGAUGUUCUGGUACAGGAGAUGGAAGUGGUAAAACAAGGUAUGAGCCAUGGAGAACUCUCAAGUGAAGCUUAUAACCAGGUGUGGGAAGAAUGCUACAGUCAAGUUCUGUAUCUCCCUGGGCAGAGCCGCUACACACGGGCCAACCUAGCAAGCAAAAAGGACAGAAUUGAGUCACUUGAAAAGAGGCUUGAGAUAAACAGGGGUCACAUGACGACAGAAGCCAAGAGAGCUGCAAAGAUGGAAAAGAAGAUGAAAAUUUUGCUUGGGGGUUACCAGUCUCGUGCUAUGGGGCUCAUGAAACAAUUGAAUGACUUAUGGGACCAAAUUGAGCAGGCUUACUUAGAGUUACGCACUUUUGAAGAACUCAAGAAACAUGAAGAUUCUGCGAUUCCCCGGAGGCUAGAGUGUCUAAAAGAAGAUGUACAGCGACAACAGGAAAGAGAAAAGGAGCUUCAGCAAAGAUAUGCUGAUUUGUUGCUGGAGAAAGAAUCUUUAAAGUCCAAAAUGUGAAGCACAGUGUGUAUUCUGUCACAGGAUGAACUAAUGGCUGGUUUUCGCACUCUGGAAAGCUGAAACUGCUGUUUAUCUUCAUUGACAAAUUUGCCCAUAAUCUGUGGUCUUUUGAUUGUUUAUUUUAAACGAUAUUGAUCUAACACAUUCUGUGUAUAAAGCCUUUCACUCCACAGGACAUUUUAGGGUUUAAAUUAUGACAAUCAUUCUUUUAUCAGUGUCACAUUUGAAAAUUUUUUUUUUUUCAGUUUUGGCCUUUAUUUUAAAAGCCUGAUUUUUAAGUGCGGCCUAUGAGUAUACUCUUGAAUAAAAACAAAACCUAAAAAAUUGAGAAUGUAGCCUUUUGUUUGUAGUAACUGGAUACUUAAAAGUGCCCACAAACCAGCAAAUAUGUACUCUGUAUCAUAUUUAAUGAGUAACUCUGGGAUAAUCAAAUGGUGAACUAGCAUCUUAACUUAAAUCCUAAAUAGGCAAUCCUUUUGUGGCUUUGUUCGUUUUUACUGUUUUACCAUAGAAUGAUCAUUUGUCUGUAUACUGACAAUAUAGAUUAACUUUUUAAUUCCUCUUCUUUUUUCUCAAUAUAAUUUUAGGCUUGAUGUCUUCUCUGCCCAGCUACUUACAUGUGUAGUUUAUGGAUUAGGGCUCAAAAGAUUUCUUGACCUGUUAUUUUCUUGUACAUAUUUUUUGACAAAAGCAUUUUAAAGAUUAAUUUCAACAAGGCUAGUAAACUUUAAUUAUUAAAGCUCUGUGUUUAUCUUAAUCAGACAAAUGUAGAAUUUGGGGACUGGAUGGGUAGAAGUGAGAAGAUUUAACUUUAUAAUAAUGCAUAGGAAAUCAUUUAGGACAGUAGCUGGCUGUAAGUUUCAGUAUAGGUCAAAAAUGUGUUGAACUCACCAAAAAAAUUUGCCUAAUCUUAGAAUAUUAGGGACUUAAAAGGGAGGGAGGGAUACGUUCAUUCAUGAGAUAUUUAUUGUCAGAGUCCUGGGGAAUAGAACAAUUAAUAAAAUAGGCAUACUUCCUGUUUUGUGGCACUUACAGCUUAUUUGACAAUGACAGACAACUAAAAUUUAAAUGUUUACUGAGUGACUCUUACGUACCAGGAACUUUAAAGUGUUGAACAGUUAUUAAGACACAGUUCUUGCUGUUAUGGAGGCGGCAUUGUGGGGGAGAUAAUAAAUAUUCAGGGGAAAGUAUCAGAUCAUGAACUUUAGAUUCCAUAGAGGGAAUUAACGGAGUGAUGAGAAAUAGCGACUGGUGUCUGCUCUGGGUGGGAUGAUCGAAGAGCUCUAGGAAAGAACAGUUAAGGUAGAACAUGACUACAUCUUAGAAGGAGCCAUCCCGUGAGAUUCAAGUAGAGCUCAAGGCCAACAAAGUGAAGAGCGAGCACAAAGGUGUGUUUGAGGAACAGAAAGUCAGUAUGGCCACGGUCCAGAUGGCGUUUGUAAAAGGCCUGGUGUACAGGGCCAUAUUUAUAAGGCCGUAGGAAGGAAUUUGGGUCUUAUUCUAACUAUGAUGGGAAACUUUCCUUCUAAGUAAAGGAAUGACAUGGUCAGAUUGGUUUUUGGAACAUCCUGUGGCCCUACUGUGUGCUCUCUCCCCAGGUUGAAAAUAAGGAAUCCAGUUAGUUCAGGAGCCUGGUGCAGUAGUAGUCCAGACACACAGGAGCGACUCAGACUAGGAUAUAAGCAGUCCUGAGGGAGGCAUGGAAAGAUCUGAACAGCAAUAGUUCUGGCCAAGUCAUAAAUUUAUAUUUUCUUGGUAUCUACUUAAUUCUAGACCUUUCCCCAGUAAUUUUGCCUGGGUUUUCUAGGAAUUACUUUCAUAGCUAUGACUGAUGAUGAUCUUCUAAUAAUCUUACUUAGUUUGUAUUGCAUGUUUUGUUGGUUGAAUUGUUUAGAACAACAUAAAAUAAUGACUAUAAUGGUAUUUGUUUUGUUUUCUGACUUUAAUGGGAACAUCCAUAGCAGUGUUUUACCUUUAGGUUUGCUGUUUUUAGUCAGAUAUUCUUCAUCUAGAAAGGAAAUUUCCCUCUAUUUUUAGUUUUUAAAGAAUUUAAAUUAGGUAUGGCUCAGGAAUUUGGUCAAAUAUGCUUUUUGGGUACCUAUUAACAUAAUUAUAUAAUUAUUAAAUUUGAUUUAUUGAUGACAUUUUUGAAAAUGAGAAUACGUACAUUUAUUAAAGCUGGGGAUAGGGAAACAAGGAAAGGCUUGGGAUAGAAGAAGCAAGAGGAGAGAGCCCAGGUGGGCUGCCGUCGCUCUCCAGAAAUGUCAUAGGAAAGAAAUGAGCCAAGACCGGGCGGCUUUAGCUCGUUGACAAGUCCAAGAAAAGGGCGGCCUUGGAGGCAGGGUUAGGGGGUUAGCCCAGGACGAGCUGCCACUGCCCGUGUCUCCCCUGGUUGCAAGUCUCGUGGGGACCCUUCAAGUGUAGGAGAUGCAGGACUGGGGGGAAGAAAGGCGGGCAUGCUCCUGGAGGAAGAGCAUUGUUGAGGACAUUUUAACAGAUUUAACAACAUUAAACCAGCUUUGAACUCCUAGAAUCAGGUAGAAUAAUUAAAAAUAAAAGAUUUACAGUUUACCUGCAUCUUAUGUAAACUUGAAUUAUACCGACUUAAAAUUGUUGAUCUAAUAAUAGUAGUGAAGACUCACUUUGAUUUCAACAUUUGAAGUAAUACAUAUACAGCAAACCCUUGAUUUAAUGGACUUUGGAUUUAACAGACAAAAUUUCCAGUCCAGAUGUCAUAUGUGAAGAUUAACACCCUGUUAAUUUUAAAAUGCUUUUAACCAAGAUUUGCUUAUAAUUAAAUUAGUGGGUUAUUUUGUUGUUAUUAAUUCCUGUUAUUUUUAACAAAUUUUAGCGGAUAGGCCAUAUGUUGGAAAAAAUACUGUAGUAAUUUCACCGACAUAAAUAAAUAUUACAUACCUACAACUAUAGUCUACAUAUUUAAAUCCAAGAAUCACUGCUUGUAAACAACGUUCAGCAAAUGAUUAGCAUGUGAUCACACCGCAUCAAGCAGGAAACUGGUUCUGUUGUCACGUGGUGUGACUUUGUGCAGCAGUUUUCAUAUGGGGGCAGAUGUUCUGGGUGCUGAGCCAUGCCCCAGCCAUGUGCAUUUCUUUACUUGUGGUGACUGGUGAAUGCAGUAUACCGUAAACUUAAAAUUACAGUAGUACAUAUAGAAAACAUUUCUGUGAAAUUAAACUUUUCACACAAACUUAAUUUUAAUCACAAAACGUAUCUUCAGAAGUAAAAGGUAGACUAGCCCUGAUCGGUGGUGCUAAGUGGUUGGAGCAUGGCCCACGCACCAAAGGAUCGUAGGUUCGAUUCCUGGUCAAGGGCACAUACUUAGGCUGUAGGUUCAAUCCCCAGGCCUGGUCAGGGCUUAUGCUUGGAGGCAACCAAUAGAUGUGUUUCUCUUAUAUCGAUGUUUCUCUCUCUCUCUCUCUCUCUCUCCCCCCCCCUCCCCCUUCCCUCCCUCCCUCCCACUCUCUCUAAAAAAAAAACACCCAAAAAACAGUCAAUGGAAAAAAUAUCCUCGGGUGAGGAUUAACAAAAAAAACACAAAAUACAGGGAAACUAAUUUGUCAAUUUUUUAACACCCAUUUGGAAAACCUACUUUAUUAUAUAAUUGACUUUUGGCUUUAACAGUUACACCCCCUUGCCCAAAUUAAUCUGCUUUAUUGAGGUUUUACUACUUACAGCUUAAAAAGUGACCAAGAAUUGCAUUGCAUAAUUUCAGAACUGGCAUCUCAGUACAUUUGUAAACUGUUCAUGCUUUUGCCAUAUAGCAAUACAGCUUUGGCUAGUAAGUAAACAUGCCAUCAUUCUUUGUCAGUAUCCUGUAAAGCCCCGGGUUCUUUCCCAGCACCGUUCUGAGGGCGAGAGUCACAUUUAUCUGUUCUCCUACAGGCAUUCAUUAAGUGGUAGUGUUAAAACUAGUGUUGAAAAGGAUCUUCAAGUCUCAGUAACUUUGGGACAGAAAUUAAAUGUGAUCAAGAUCUUAAAGCAACUACCACUAUGAGCAAGAGUCCUUUUUGAAAUAGUAAAAUAAUGGUGAAAUAAGAAAAAGCAAUCUCAAAGAAAAAAUACACUGCAGUGAUUGUGGACUUGCUGUUGCAACUGUGCACCCCCUGCUUUUACAUUUAUUUUUCUGGGAAAAUUACUUUCAAAAUACGUGGUGUCCUCUGGAAUGCAUUUUUCCUAAAAUAUGACUGCCUUAAUGGUUCUAUAGAAUUUGAUUUGCUAAUAUUUUACUUAGGAAAAUAGCAUUUUUACAUGAGUGAGUUUGGCUAUUGUCCAAGUUUUGACAUAGGGAUUUUGCUAGCUCUAUAAAGCGGAUAGGAUAACUGUAUAUAUUUUUCUAUGCAUUAAGCAGUUAUAUUAUAGCACAGGAGUGAUUUGUUCCAUGAAAUAUUGAAGGACUGUGCUUAUAAAACUAGAGUUCAGAGCCCUUUCUGGAAAGAAUUUCUUGAUAACUAUCAGUUUCUUUUGUGACUAUUAAUAUGUCAUCUAUUUUUAAAUUUAAGUAACUUUAAAAUUUUGUUUCCAACUGCAUUUUCCUUUUGUGUUUAUUAUUUACUAAAUUAGGUAAUUUAUACUUUUCUAGCAAAUUUAUUUUUUUGAAAUGCAAUGCAUUUAUUAGCAUAGAAUUUUAAUAGAAAGAAUAAAAAAUUUCUAUUAAAUUUGCUCCUUCUAGGACUAGGUUAUAAAAAAUUUACCUUAGUUCUACCACUUAUUUUUUUCUUGCUAAUGGUAUCUUUUUUCCCUUCAAAACAACCAUUUUGGAUUUUUCCAAUUGUGAUUUUCUAUUAAUUUCUCAUUUUAUGUUUAUUACUUUUGCUUUCUCUAGAUGUCUUCCCUAUAACUUUUGAGUCUGAUAAUUAUUUUUUUUUGUUUGUAUACAAAUUAAUACAUUGAAGGCUUUUGUUUUCCCCUAAUUUUAAAUAUGUUCACAUCCCAGCUAUGUUGAUGUGUUUUAUAAGUAGUUUAUUAUUGUUUUAAAGUUUUGGCUUAUUAAGAAUAUUUAAAAAUUUCUGUGUGGUUUUUUUUUUAUUUUUCAAUUUUUGCUACUUGUAGGGUUUUUUCCCUUGUGGAAAGGAAAUAUGGCUUACAUACUUUUUGCCUUUUAGAAUUUAUUGAGGUUUUGGGGCCUAGCAUUUAAAAAAAAUAUUCUGUGGGUGUUUUAAACAAAGGUUUAAUCCAUUGUGUGGGACAGGUGAACAUGUGUUUCACUGCAUUCAGCCACUUUUAUGACAUUAUUCCAAUUUUGGUUUUGGUUAUAAACUAUCAUAGACUAGUAAUGCUAGCUUAAAGUCUUCUAAUAUAGUUAUUCUCUCAAUUUUAUCUUGUUUUAGCUUUUGCUUUGUGUGGUUUGAUACUAUUAUUUAAUACAGAUACUUGUGUCUGUUAAGUACAAUUUAUAAGGAAGACUUGCUAGUCUGUAAAGUUAUUCUUUUUGUCCUAUUAGUUUUUUUGCUUUGAGUUUUACUUCCUGGAUAUUAGAAUAUUUCUGUCCUUUUUGUUUAUAUUUGCUUGAUAAAUUAAUUUUUAUUCUUUUAUUUUUAACUUUGAUACACUUUUUAGUUGUCUCUUAAACAGCAUGUCUUUUUAUAUUUCAGCACAUUUGGAGAGUCUUUGUAUUAUAUUAGGGGAGUCUAAUCCAUUUGCUUUUGUUAAUUAUUGACUUUGGUCUUCUGUGAUCAUAUUUUAUGCUUUCUCACUGACGUCUCUUAUUUCCUAAAAGGACUGUAAUUUCAUGGCUUUAAUUUUCUUAGUGAUUUGAUUUAGAAAUACACAUCCUCUUUUUUUUUUCCUUUAAAUAUUCACCUGAAGAUAUAUGUUUUUAUUGAUUUGAGAGAGAGAGAGGAAGGGAGAGGGAGAAACAUUAAUGUGAGAGAAAUAGAGAUUGGUUGCCUCCUUUACGCACCCUGACCAGGAAUCGAACUCACACCUUUCCAUGCAUGGGACGUUGCGUCAACCAACUCAGCCACACUGUUAUACGCCCUCUUCUAAACUUUACAGAUGAUUAAGGUACCAUUUAGGGUUCAAGACUAUUCAGGAGAAAGAAAGCCUACCAGAAUUUGAACAGGGAAAAUUCAGUAUGAAGAAUUAUUAACUAGUAAUGGGAUUGAUUAACCUCAAAGAGAGGCCAGUACAUCUCUAAAGAAGGCAGGACUAGCAGCUGCAGGGAGCAGCCGUUACUUGCAGACUGAGGGAGAGGACCCAAGGGUGGGACAGACUUGGACGAGCCCUUUCCCUGCCCACAAGGCUGAGGUUCGGGUCUCAUUGAAGGGGACGUGUGGCCCACUGGAUGCAGCGUGCUGAGGUGCCACCGUGAGGUGGCAGGCAGGGCGUCAGGGAAACGGUAGGAAGUCAUUGGCUGGGUGCCAGUGCCCUUGGGAAAGCUGCCUCUGGGGCCUGCACCGCUGGAGAAUGUGCACCACUGGCUUUCACGUUGCCGGCAAGACAGGCACAUGCUGACAGAGGCUCAGUAGGACCACGAGGGAAAAGCUCUGGAACCAGGGGAUGGAGGCCCCUUUCCACCUGCAGUGCCCCUCCAGUGCCACCUAAUACUGUGUCCACUGGCAAAUGAGACAUGUUUGUAGGUCACAACUCCAGUACCACAAAGCAGGGAAUGAGGGUGGCUUUGCAGCUGGCCCAAUAAUCACUGUUUUCCAAAAUCAUACUCAAGCCUGUAUUUUUCUUAGGGGCUGAAUAAGGAGUGAAGCUGUUGUCUGAACCACUUUUAAUUCCAUUAACGGCUCCUUUAUACCAUGGUAAGGGGACUCUUUCUAUUUUUAGUUGGGGAAUCUCCAGGGAAUGCGUGCUAGUUCACUAUUCAAAGCUGUUUCAUCUGGUUGAUUCCCCUGUGGCCAAUCUUUGGGUUUGGAUUCAACCUUUUCAUCUGUCUUCCCAGCCUCUUGUGCUCAGGGCAUUCCUUGGAAGUGUUUCCUUGUUCCUUAUCUUCCCUGCCAUCCUACACUUAUUUCUUUGGGUCCCCUUUAUUCCACAUUUUCAGCCAAAGAUAAAAACAAGGAGGAACAUUCAACAAUAUUCUCUCUUAAAAAAAGUUUAUUUGUAUCAGUAAUACGUGCAUAUGUUUUACAAACUAAAUUCUUGGAUGAUGGUGAUGGCUGGAAUAUAGCAACCAAAAACCCCUGGACAACAUUUACAACAUAACUAGAUGACAAGCUAUUCAUCCCCAUGAACUCCAAAAUACGUGUGAUGUGGAUAAACCACCAAUAGGCUGUGGAGUCUGUGCAGGAAAAAUCACCUGAUAACACCUAAGAACAGGAGAACCUUAAAGUAGCCAAUGGGUAUUCAUGGAAUGAGUAGUAGACCAAUUAGAGAACAGUGGCGAAAGUUUGCAGACGAAUCAGCAACCUCGAUGAUUAACGUCGUCAUAUUUUUAGGUAGGUCUAAACAUUUCAAAAGUCUUCUGUCUCAAGGCAAGAUGUUUUUCCUUUGGGGAAAAAAGUACAACAUAUAUGGGUAUUAACAUCAUCAGCUAUAGCAUGUUUGUUAACUUGCCAUGUUGAUUUAUGUGGUCCCAUUUGCUAGCCACUAGCCAUGUGACUGGAGCACAUGACACAUGGCUGGUUCACAUUGCUGUGCUGGAAGUAACCGAUUAGGAAGACAGUAUGAAAAAGAAAUCUCAUUUUAAAAUAUUGCUUACAUGUUGAAAUGAUAAUAUUUUUGAUAACAGUGGCUUAAAUAAAAUAUAUUAUUAAAAUUAAGUCCACCUGUUUCUUUUUACCUUAAAAAAUGUGGCUAGUAGAACAUUUAAAAUUACAUGUGUGGCUUGCAAUAUAUUUCUACUCAGAGCAGUGUUUUAAUUUUUUUUGUUAUUGAUCACUAAUUUAAUUCCAUUGUGGUUUGAGAACAUACUCUGGAUGAUUUCAGCCCUUUUAAAUUUAUUGAAAUUUGGUUUAUGACCCAGCAUAUGGUCUGUUUUGGUGAAUGUUUCUUGUUCACUUGAAAAUGUGUAUUUUGCAGGCUAUAAUGCUCUAUAAAUACCAAUUAGGUCACAUUGGUUGGUAGAAUCCAAGUUUUCUACAUCUUUAAAUGCUUUCUUUCCUCUCCACUUGUUCUGUAAGUUGCUGAGAUAGGUAUGGUGAAAUAACCAACUGUAAUUGUGAAUUUGCAUAUGUCUCUUCAGUUCUUCCUUUUUUUUUUUCUUCUAAACAGAAGAGUUUAGAAAUUAUUGUCACAUUUAGGGUUAUUAUGUUUUCUUAUUGAAUUGUCACUUUUGUCAUUAUGAAAUGUCCUUUAUAUCUGGCAACAUUCUUUGGCCUGAGUCUAUUUUGUCUGAUAUUUUGUCUAAUAUUGCUCCUCUAGUAAUCUUAUGAUUAGAGUUUGCAUGAUGUAUCUUUUUCCAUACUUUUAUUUUUAACCUCUCUGUAUGUUUUAGUUAAUGUGGGUUUUUAUAUGUAUCAUAUUGUUGUUGGGGUAGACAUGUAUUUUAGACUGCUUGAUAUUCGACAGGUCAUUAAGAUUUUAUUCUUUUUAAAAAUUCUUAUUCUUUUUCUCCUCCAUUCUUCAUAUUAUAUAAAUCAUGUUUCAGUUUUUCGAGUUUCCUGAUUGCUUUUUUCUAAUGUCUAAUUUGUUUUUAUUCCUUUGUAGUGAAAUUUUCAUGUCAGAUAUUAUAUUUUUGUCUUUAGCAGUUCCAUUUUCUUUUUUACAUAAUUUCUCUUUAUAUUUAUAUUUUCUUUUACAUCCUUGAACAUAUAGAGCAUGUUUAUAAUAAGUGUUUUAAUGUACUUAUCUGCUUAUACCAUUAUCUGUCAUUUCUGGGUCUAUUUCUAUUGACUGAUUUUUCUCCUGGACCCCGGUCAUUUUCCAAGUUCUUUGAUUUAGUACUAAGAAAGAUGACACACAUUAUGAAUGUUAUAUUGCUGGCUUUGUUAUCUUUGUAUUGGGCUUUAUUCUAGCAGAUAGUUAAUUUACUUGCAGAUCGGUUUAAUCCUUUAAAGUUUGUUUUCUAGCAAACUGGCCCAUGCCUGUUUUUGUAAAUAAAAUAUUAUUGGAACACAA
This is a messenger RNA of Myotis daubentonii (Daubenton's bat), 11528 nucleotides long. It is a transcript of the gene CDC5L, whose product is annotated as cell division cycle 5 like. Gene Ontology annotation, molecular function: DNA-binding transcription factor activity, RNA polymerase II-specific; RNA polymerase II transcription regulatory region sequence-specific DNA binding. Gene Ontology annotation, biological process: mRNA splicing, via spliceosome; regulation of transcription by RNA polymerase II. The record is from RefSeq and is a predicted model, not a curated record. Lineage: Eukaryota; Metazoa; Chordata; Mammalia; Chiroptera; Vespertilionidae. Gene Ontology annotation, cellular component: Prp19 complex; spliceosomal complex.